Schistosoma turkestanicum is the source of this 210-nucleotide messenger RNA. The record is from the annotation of a GenBank genome assembly. NCBI's taxonomy places the organism in Eukaryota, Metazoa, Platyhelminthes, Trematoda, Strigeidida, Schistosomatidae.
AUGUCACAAGAAAAUUAUCGUUUAGAUGCUACAUUAAAAUCAGCCAGAUCUGCAUGGAGUAAGAGUAUUCGUGAUAGUACAGCAUUUUCGCCUGGUGGCAUGAUUCCAAUGGCAUGGUCAGCAUGUCUGCUUAUUUACGUCGGCAGUAUUCUACAGUUAAUAGCAAGUAUUCUUCAGCAGCCUCCAAAUGAACAAAAAGAAGAAUUGUAG